ACCAAACGUAACGAUAUUGCAUAAGAUGGAGACUUGGAUAGUAAUUAUCAUUGCUAUUGCUUCUUCUGUUGGUGUUUUGAUAUUUCUCGCGGCCUUGACUGGAGCCGGGGGCAAAGGUGGGGGUGGUGAUAACGGCGGAGGAGGAGGAGGAGGCGGAGGAGGAGAAGGAGGUGAUGAUGGAGGAGGAGAGGAUGGUGGAGGUGGAGAUGUGGAAAUGGGUGAUGGAGGAAACGGAGUUGGCUCUGGUGGUGAUGGAGGUGGCGUUGGCGGUGACGGAGGUGGUGGGGGUCAUGGAGGGUUUUGGUCCUUUUGGAGUGGUGGUGGGGGAGGGGGAGGGGAUGGGGGUGGAGGCGGCUGGGGCGGGGGCGGCUUUGGUGGUGAUGGAGGUGGUGGAGGUUUUGGAGGCGGCGGUGGUGGUGGGGAUGGAGGUGGAGGUGGAGGCGGCGGGGGCGGAGGUGGAGGAGGAGGUUGCUGAGCUUCGGUGUUUCAUAUCAUUUAGAAAUAGUUCAUCUUUGAAACAUUCCUAGGUAAUUUAUUUUAUGUGAAAAUUCUUAGUUUUCUGAAGCAUUUUGAAUUUUAGUAGUCUAAAUAUUAUUUGUUGAUUAUUUAUUGUAUAUAAUUUAUAGUUCUUGUGUGAAGUUGGUUUGGUAUCCUAUUUCACAAUAGCGCUAUAUAUGUGACCAAUUCACCAAUAUUAUUAUCCAUCUUAAUAUAUCAUGGUAAUAGCA
Messenger RNA from Arabidopsis arenosa, 728 nucleotides. NCBI's taxonomy places the organism in Eukaryota, Viridiplantae, Streptophyta, Magnoliopsida, Brassicales, Brassicaceae. The record is from the annotation of a GenBank genome assembly.